AUGUCAUUAUCAUCCAAGGUAAGACCAACUCCUCGCAAACCUACACGUAUGGCCGGCGAUCAUUCUUUCAAGAUGAAAAACUUCUAUGCUGAUCCAUUUGCUAUAUCGUCAAUUUCUUUGGCCAUCGUGUCGUGGGUCAUCGCGAUUGCAGGCUCCAUCUCGUCUGCAUCCUCCAGCGAAUCUUUCCCACGUUUCACUUGGUGGGGUAUAGUAUAUCAAUUUUUGAUUAUUUGUUCCUUGGUCCUGUUCUACUGUUUUGAUUUAAUCGAUCACUACAGGAUCUUCCUCACCACGUCUAUUGCAGUGGCUUUUGUGUAUAAUACAAACAGCGCGACGAAUUUAGUGUAUGCGGAUGGCUCCAAUAAAGCUGCUGCUUCCGCUGGUGUCAUCUUACUUUCGAUCAUAAACCUAAUCUGGAUUCUGUACUAUGGUGGCGAUAAUGCUUCGCCAACGAACAGAUGGAUUGAUUCGUUUGCCGUCAAAGGCAUCAGACCCUCACCAUUAGAGAAUUCCCUUCAUAGAGCUCGUCGGAGAGGGAACAGAAAUACAACGCCUUACCAAAAUAAUGUCUAUAAUGAUAAUAUGCGAGAUUCAGGCUACGCGACCCAAUAUGACGGAUAUACACAGCAGCAGGCACACUCAAAUUACGUAUCGUCGACAGCAUUGGCUGGCUUUGAGAAUACUCAGCCGAAUACAUCAGAUGCCGUGAACGUUCAUCUAAACACUUUGCAACAACGCAUAAAUAGUGCUGGCAACGCUAAAGACGCCAACAACAACAACAACAACAACAACAACAACAAUCAAACUGCAAAUACUAAUAUCGGCAACACCUUCGAUACAGAUUUUUCUAACGGAAACACAGAAACUACAAUGGGGGACACUUUGGGUCUGUAUAGCGAUAUUGGGGAUGACAAUUUUACAUACAAGGCAAAAGCAUUGUAUCCAUACGAUGCAGAUGAUGAUGAUGCUUACGAAAUUUCAUUUGAACAAAACGAAAUUCUACAGGUUUCUGACAUUGAAGGUAGGUGGUGGAAGGCAAGAAAAGCAAACGGUGAAACAGGCAUUAUUCCAAGCAAUUAUGUCCAAUUAAUUGACAGCCCAGAAGAAACACAUCAUUGA
Molecule: messenger RNA, 1119 nt
Organism: Saccharomyces kudriavzevii IFO 1802
Lineage: Eukaryota; Fungi; Ascomycota; Saccharomycetes; Saccharomycetales; Saccharomycetaceae
Gene: SHO1
Product: osmosensor SHO1
Exons: 1
Coding region: 1-1119 (372 amino acids)
Biological process (GO): regulation of actin filament polymerization
Molecular function (GO): protein binding
Source: RefSeq, a predicted model, not a curated record